Staurois parvus is the source of this 363-nucleotide messenger RNA. The record is from the annotation of a GenBank genome assembly. Lineage: Eukaryota; Metazoa; Chordata; Amphibia; Anura; Ranidae.
CGGAUAGGCAGCACUGACUGGCAUCACUGCUGGGCACUGCUAGGCAUUGACUGGCGCAACUGCUGGGCACUGACUGGUGGCACUGACUGGCAGCACUGCUGGGCACUGGUGGCACAGGUGUGUGGCACUGCUGGGUGGCACAGGUGGGUGCACUGCUGGGCACAGGUGGGUGCACUGCUAGGCACAGGUGGACGGAACUGGUGGGUGGCACUGCUGGGCACUGAUCAUCAGGACACCAAUUAUCAGUGCCCUGAUGAUCGGUGCCUGCUCUGAUCCCUGCUCUGACAACUGCCGGUCCUCAGCAGUACUUUCUUCACGCUCUGACAGCGUGAGGAAAGUGCAGCCGAGAACCGGCAAUUGCAU